Molecule: messenger RNA, 1946 nt
Organism: Eriocheir sinensis (Chinese mitten crab)
Lineage: Eukaryota; Metazoa; Arthropoda; Malacostraca; Decapoda; Varunidae
Product: lachesin-like
Exons: 8
Coding region: 1-1104 (367 amino acids)
Cellular component (GO): neuron projection
Source: RefSeq, a predicted model, not a curated record
AUGAAAGAAGUGGCGUGGACACAUUACGGUGAGUCGGGCCGCGCCGUGUUGACAGUGGACACCAACGUGAUCACCAAGAACGACCGCGUCUCGCUGGUCAAGGAGAGCGGCGGGUCAUCGUGGUCGCUGGUCAUCAGGAACGUGUCCACCUCAGACCGCGGCGAUUACCUGUGUCAAGUGAGCACCGUGCCACCUGAGCGACUAUACCUGCACAUAUCAGUCGUGGUCCCCCCGAGGAUCACUAAGCUCCCCAUGGACGUGGAGGCGACCGAGGGAGAGGAGGUGAGGCUGAAGUGCGCGGCGACAGGUGACCCCCCGCCCUCGUACACCUGGCGAAGGGAAGACUCGCAGCCCUUCGUCCACAACGGGUCCACAGUGGUGGUCGCCUCAGGACCUAUACUCGUUCUGCCAUCGGUCACCAGAAACUCCAGCGGGGCGUACCUCUGCGUGGCGUCCAACGGAAUACCCCCAGCCGUGUCUGCCCGCGCGAAGGUGUCCGUGAGAUUCGCUCCCGAGAUGGUGGGCGGCGUGGGCGUGCAGUGGGCGGAGGUGGGCGGGCGCGCGGAGCUGGUGUGCCGCUACCUGGCCUGGCCGCCGCCCACGCUCACCUGGACCAAGGACCAGGUGAAGAAAGAAACCUCAGUGGAGGAUUGGGAGGCUGGGGGGGCGGGCACCUCCACGCUGGUCAUCUCCCCGGUGGAGGGCGAAAACUACGGGGUCUACCGCUGUGUGGCCGCCAACACCCUGGGCACGGCGGCAGCCACGGUAACCCUACGAGAGAUAACCACCACCACCACUACCACGACCACCACCACCACCACCACCACGACCACCACCACCACCACCCCGCCGCUCCCCGAGGUCCUCUUGACAGAUGAACAAAGAUUCCUCUUGGACGGGAAGGUGUUGGAGAAGACUGCCCUCAUACACUCUUCCUCCUCCUCCUCUUCUUCUUCCUCCUCUUCCUCCUCCUCCUCCUCCUCCUCUUCGUUGCAAAAAGGGACGGGCGGAGGGUCGAGUGUGCUGGGGCUGGCCUGUCUGCUGCCCUGCCUCUCCUGCUGCUGCCUCGGCCUCUGCGUCCUCCUCACUCUCCUGCUGGGGUAGUCAGGGGGUUCUUAGGCGACGGGAGGACACAAGAACGCGGCCUCAACGACAUCAUGCCACGACACUCCACGACACUUCCGUUGUUUACUCCUGUCACUCCUGUCGUGUUGUGUGUAGUGCGUUCAGGAUAGCUUGGCGAAAUGGCUCCUCCUCUUCCUCCUCCUCCUCCUCCUCCUCCUCUUCUGUUUCAAGCCUUGCCGUUUAUAUAUACAGUGAGUUAUGAUUAAUUUGGCGCCCAGCUCCUCCUCCUCCUCUUCUACGAUGGAUUUUUGUGCUACAUGAGAGAGAGAGAGAGAGAGAGAGAGAGAGAGAGAGAGAGAGAGAGAGAGAGAGAGAGAGAGAGAGAGAGAGAGAGAGAGAGAGAGAGAGAGAGAGAGAGAACUUUACAUUGUUAAAAGAAAAAAUACAUGUGAGGAGAAAGAAAAGAGGACCAUAAAAACACGUGAAAUAAUAAUGAUAAUAAUAAUAAUAAUGUGUGUGUGUGUGUGUGUGUGUGUGUGUGUGUGUGUGUGUGUGUGUGUGUGUGCAGACAGGAACGAAAUAUUAAGGCACUAAAAAAUACAGCAGACAAAAAAACGAGAAUAUAACAACAUAAAAAGUGAAAAUUGUAGAACGAGGCAAGAGUAAUGGAAAACGUGGAUACUGGGAUGAAAAUAAGAAAGAAAUAAUGAGAGAGAGAAAGAAGAAACAAUGGAAGGCGAUGUGUUUGUGUGUGUGUGUGUGUGUGUGUGUGUGGACGGCAAAAAUGUGAUGCUUUGAUCGUGUGAAGGAAAAUAAACUGACAAAUAAUGGAAAGGAAAAGAAAAAGAAGGAAAGGAAGGAAAGGAAAGGAAAAGGAACUA